Octopus sinensis (East Asian common octopus) is the source of this 810-nucleotide messenger RNA. RefSeq names its product FERM, ARHGEF and pleckstrin domain-containing protein 1-like. The record is from RefSeq and is a predicted model, not a curated record. Bases 1 to 810 code for a protein of 269 amino acids. Lineage: Eukaryota; Metazoa; Mollusca; Cephalopoda; Octopoda; Octopodidae. Gene Ontology annotation, cellular component: cytoskeleton. The transcript has 9 exons. Gene Ontology annotation, molecular function: guanyl-nucleotide exchange factor activity.
AUGGAUGCAUGGUCAAGUGGGCAAUCAAAAGCUAUGGGCAGUGUACUUUGGGAGUCUGUGAUAAAGUACUUAGAACUUAUGGAAGCUGACUACUUCGACUUAGAGUACUAUGAUGAAACUAAUUUACAGUGUUGGCUGGAUCGAGAGAAACCCAUUUUAAAACAAAUUCCAAACACAGAUGUUGAGUUUCGAUUUGCUGUUAAAUUCUAUACCCCUGACCCUGGUUUGCUGGAAGAGGAAUAUACAAGAUAUUUAUUUGCUCUUCAAGUAAAACGGGACCUCAAAACUGAAGCAUUACCUUGCAGUGACAAUACAUUGGCUCUUCUAGCUUCUUAUAUAGUUCAAGCUGAAAUUGGUGACUUCUUAGAAGACGAAUAUUUAGAUGAAUCCUAUUUGAGUCUCCAUAAAUUUGUGCCUCAUCAAUCUCCUGAUCUCGAUCUUAAGAUUAUGGAAUAUCACAGACAACACAUUGGCCAAGGUCCUUCGGAGGCUGACUUAAAUUUAUUAGAUACAGCAAGGAAAGUAGAACAAUAUGGAAUAAGAAAUUUUCCAGCGAAGGGUUACUACAAGGAUAUAGUGGAAUUCUUCUUUGAGAGUCGGAACGAAUGCAAAGGAUUCUGGAAGAAAUGUAUAGAACACCAUGCAUUCUUUCGAUGCCACACGGUGAAAAAACUACCACGGAAUAAAACCCGUGUUGUGAGUCGAGGGUCAUCGUAUCGGUAUAGUGGUAAGACACAGAAGCAACUAAUGGAAUAUGUCCGGGAGAAUUAUGUGAAGAAGCGACCUUUUGAAAGGUUUAUUUGGCAAUAA